Molecule: messenger RNA, 1398 nt
Organism: Athene cunicularia (burrowing owl)
Lineage: Eukaryota; Metazoa; Chordata; Aves; Strigiformes; Strigidae
Gene: SMARCE1
Product: SWI/SNF related, matrix associated, actin dependent regulator of chromatin, subfamily e, member 1
Exons: 10
Coding region: 107-1345 (412 amino acids)
Biological process (GO): negative regulation of DNA-templated transcription
Cellular component (GO): SWI/SNF complex
Molecular function (GO): nucleosomal DNA binding; nuclear receptor binding
Source: RefSeq, a predicted model, not a curated record
UUCAAAGAUUUGGGGAAGCAAAGGCGUAAUACUUAAUAGCGUGAUAUUCUUUUGUCUUUCAGAAGUACAAAUAUAAUGUCAGGUGGCUGAAAAUUUGCUUAUCAAAAUGUCAAAAAGGCCAUCUUAUGCCCCACCUCCUACCCCAGCUCCUGCAACCCAAAUGCCCAGCACACCAGGGUUUGUGGGAUACAAUCCAUACAGCCAUCUGGCCUACAACAACUACAGGCUGGGAGGGAACCCGGGCACCAACAGCCGGGUCACGGCUUCCUCUGGUAUUACCAUUCCAAAGCCCCCCAAACCCCCAGACAAGCCCCUGAUGCCCUACAUGAGGUACAGCCGGAAGGUCUGGGACCAAGUGAAGGCGUCCAAUCCUGAUUUGAAGUUAUGGGAAAUUGGCAAGAUUAUUGGAGGAAUGUGGCGAGAUCUCACUGAUGAAGAGAAGCAAGAGUAUUUGAAUGAAUAUGAAGCUGAAAAGAUAGAGUACAAUGAGUCCAUGAAGGCCUACCACAACUCUCCUGCCUACCUGGCCUACAUCAACGCCAAAAGCCGCGCUGAGGCUGCGCUGGAGGAGGAGAGCAGGCAGAGGCAGUCCCGCAUGGAGAAGGGGGAGCCCUACAUGAGCAUUCAGCCCGCAGAAGACCCCGAUGAUUACGACGAUGGAUUUUCUAUGAAGCACACAGCCACAGCUCGUUUCCAGAGAAACCAUCGUCUCAUCAGUGAGAUUCUGAGUGAAAGCGUGGUGCCUGAUGUCCGCUCUGUUGUCACUACAGCUAGAAUGCAAGUUCUUAAACGCCAGGUUCAGUCCUUGAUGGUUCAUCAGCGUAAACUGGAAGCUGAGCUUCUGCAGAUCGAGGAGCGUCACCAGGAAAAGAAGAGGAAAUUUUUGGAAAGCACAGAAUCCUUUAACAACGAACUUAAAAGGUUAUGCAGUUUGAAGGUGGAAGUGGAUAUGGAAAAAAUCGCAGCUGAAAUUGCUCAAGCUGAGGAACAGGCUCGCAAGAGGCAGGAGGAGAGGGAAAAAGAAGCAGCUGAGCAAGCCGAGCGCAGUCAGAGUAACAUGGCAGCUGAGGAGGAACAGGCAGCUAACAAGAUAGAGGAGAAGAAAGAAGAGGAGAGUGCUCCGAUGGAGACAGAAGAGCCUCACCCAGAGGAGAGCACAGAAAACCAGCAGAACGGAGAAGAAGGAACGUCCACCCCGGAUGAUAAGGAGAGCGGCCAGGAAGGGGCCGACAGCACGGCCGAGGAGGGGACCAGCGACAGCAACACGGGCUCUGAGAGCAACAGCGCGACGGUGGAGGAGCCACCCGCGGACCCCAGCGCUGAGGACAGCGAGAAGAAAGAAUAAAUAUUGACUCGUUUCAUGUGUCUCUCUUUUAAUGAAGUGCUGUUUUGAUUUCA